Molecule: messenger RNA, 1776 nt
Organism: Exaiptasia diaphana
Lineage: Eukaryota; Metazoa; Cnidaria; Anthozoa; Actiniaria; Aiptasiidae
Product: muscarinic acetylcholine receptor gar-3
Exons: 1
Coding region: 1-1776 (591 amino acids)
Biological process (GO): G protein-coupled receptor signaling pathway
Cellular component (GO): membrane
Molecular function (GO): G protein-coupled receptor activity
Source: RefSeq, a predicted model, not a curated record
AUGUCAGCAAACUCGUCAACAUCAGCGCCAUGGACGUUUUCUGUUCAAUGCUUGAAGAAGUAUGCCAAAUGGUUGGCGUAUGGACAGGUGCUACUGUUUUCUAUACUUUUYCUUAAUGGACCCAUCAUCAUCGUGUUGGUUCGUAAAAUACGCCGUCUUUCCGCUGGAAAUAUCAUUAUUCUUCAUCUGUCCUUCGCUGACUUUUUACUUUCCCUGGCAGCCGUCUUWAACAAUUUCUUYUUGUUAGCGGGGAGUCCUCUUGCAAGYAYUUUCUUUUGYCAGCUUACCGCGUUUUUGGCUCGUUUUACUCACAGUUCUUCCAUAUAUCUGAUCACUAUCAUGGCAGCCUGUCGUUGCUACAGUGUGAUCAAGCCUUUUCAAUACCGUCUUAAUGUGCUCCCAUCAAGGAUCAACAAGAUAUGCUUUGGUGCUUGGUGCUUGUCUUUGRUUUUGGCCAUGAUGCCUUUGAUGGGGUGGGGAGAAUAUGAACCAGCUUCUGGACGAUGUGCUUGCUGGUUGGACACUCACAAAUAUCCCUACAACUGGUUAGUGUACUGUCUAAUUGGMCAUGUCAUUCCAGUUAUAAUAAAUAGUGUAUGCAUAUCAACCACAGCAAAAAAGAUAACGAAGCAAAAAAAAGUGAGGAAAGCUAUGCGAAUGCGAAGAAGGUCAAGAUUUAAACCCGCUCUAUAUAAAAAGACGUCUGAAAUAAAUCCGAAAGAUCUUGGUAAUGCUAGUGCAUUGCAAGCAUGUGAAAGCAGACGAAACAUUAAAAGCACAGUUGUUAAAACAACUGUAAAAGUUGAAAUUCAUCGAGGCAAUUCAAGUGAUUCAGAGGACAGUCCACCAAUUCUCAUGAAAACGGCAGGAGAAAAAAUUAGAGUUUACCAAGGCGAAGAGCGAAGCACAUCCAUCGACAAUGACUGCAAAAGCGAAGGAGAAGACAACAUGGGAUUAACAGAAGUUGAUGGUCUUAAAGUGAAUUUGGGAAUGAUGGAAAGUCAUCCUAAACAAGGAUCCAAACCACAUCCAGAACCAACUGGCAAUGAAAACAAAUCACAUCUACAAAACAUUGUGCAAGUCAAAAGGGAGAAAGGAGAAAACGACGGAGAAAACGUGAUGAAGAUACUGUCAGAUGACCGACAAGGAUUCCAGCCACAUCUAGCAGUCAGUUUGCAUGGACCAAAUACUGACUUAAAGACUUGCAAUGAAAACCAGACACAUUUAGAAAGUAUUGUGCAUGACGAAAGAAGUAAAGGUGAAAAUAGCGAAGAGAACUUAGAGACAACAGAAACUCAGCAAAAGGCGUGUCAACAACACCUCGAAUCGAGGACGAGACAACACUAUAGCGAUAAAAACCAAGAGCAUUUAGAAAGUAUUGGUUGUCAAAAAAGCAUUGCGCAAAAAGAAAGAAAUAAAGGGGAAGACGAAGAGAACCAGUUGAAGGCAGAAAGUAUUUGCUUUCAGGGAUCCCAGGCACGACAAGAAACGAUCAACCAUCAUCAAAGAAACAGGAAAAUCCAAGGCAAAAGAGCAUCAAAGGACUUUCCAAUUCUUACCAUUGCUUUGGUAUUUGCUUCUUUUGUUAUCUUAUGCAGUCCAAGCGCUAUCGUAAGAAGUUGGUAUGCCCUGGCUCCGGACUCUGUUCCCCAGAACGCCUUUGCUGUGGUAAAUUUUCUUGCUGUAGUGAACUCGUUAGUAAACCCAAUUUUGUAUGGAUUAAUAAGCGCGGAAAUAAGGUCAGAUGUCAAAAAACUAUUUAGUUGUAGGCUCUGA